Molecule: messenger RNA, 282 nt
Organism: Aureobasidium subglaciale EXF-2481
Lineage: Eukaryota; Fungi; Ascomycota; Dothideomycetes; Dothideales; Saccotheciaceae
Exons: 2
Molecular function (GO): protein binding
Source: RefSeq, a predicted model, not a curated record
GGUCCCAAUGCACUGAAUCAAGCUGCUGCAGAUGGUGAUGAGGAAGAAGUCCGUAGACUCCUGGAACAAGGCGCUUCUGUCGAAGGAAUUCUGGAUGAUCGCCAAACGCCAUUGCAAUUCGCUGCUCAGGAAGGCCAUACACGGAUCGUCCAACUCUUGAUCGAAUAUGGCGCGGAUAUCAAUGCCCUCGGCUACAAUGGCUCAGCACUCGAGACACCGUUACAAGCUGCUGCCGUCUCAGAUCGUAUUGCUAUCGCGCGAUUACUUCUUGACCGUGGGGCU